This is a messenger RNA of Colletotrichum acutatum, 843 nucleotides long. RefSeq lists its product as uncharacterized. The annotation marks the transcript as partial. The transcript has a single exon. The record is from RefSeq and is a predicted model, not a curated record. NCBI's taxonomy places the organism in Eukaryota, Fungi, Ascomycota, Sordariomycetes, Glomerellales, Glomerellaceae.
AUAUGGGGCGGAAACUUGAUAUUUGGCGGCGACAAAACAGACGAGAUACUCGCGGCGAUUCGAAACUUUACUGAGAAUUAUCAAGACCCAAAGGCAGCCAUCAUUGCAACUUCGGAGUUAACUGUAUUGAACAGCGUCAAUAUCUGGAUCUUCUUUCUGUUCUACGACGGACCACAGCCCCCAUCUGGAGUAUUUGACGAAUUCUUGAACAUCAAAUCUUCGCUUAACACUUGUAAGACGAGGUCCUACACCGACUUGCUCAAAGCGAACAACGCCUUCGUCUUGAAAGGUAGUGUUUACACUAUCGCUACGGAAACGACACCUCUUCCACCAGCUGCAGUAGGCGCAAAAGUGAUGCGAUCUUACUACGACCAUUGGUACAAAACGUCAGCUGUAAAGUCAGGAAUAGCCGGGAUUAUUGCCUCGAUGGCUUUUCAACCCAUACCAAAGUCACUAGCCCGGAUCAGCCGAGAGAAAGGAGGCGAUCUGCUGGAUCUCGACGACGAGUUCGACAGAAUCAUCUUCGAGUUUGAUUACUCCUAUUUGUUCCGACUAGAUGACGCUGCGGUUGAUGAUACAAUGGUCAAAUUAUAUACUGGUAUGAAAUCUCUUGUUGAUGGAUUUGUCCAAGAUGGCACUCUUCCAGACGCAUACAGGCCCCUGUUUAUGAACGAUGGAUACUUUCGGCAGGACUACUGGGGAAGGUUGAAGUCAGAGAAGAGAGAGUUGGCGGGAAGAGUGCGGGCUUCGGUUGAUCCGGAGGCCUUGUUCCAGAACAGAACCGGAGGGUUCAAACUCUUAGUCCAAACCAUCCAGAUUCCAAGUAUGCAGACCGGAGUUUAG